Molecule: messenger RNA, 714 nt
Organism: Danaus chrysippus (African queen)
Lineage: Eukaryota; Metazoa; Arthropoda; Insecta; Lepidoptera; Nymphalidae
Source: the annotation of a GenBank genome assembly
AUGUCUGAUUCCAAAGUGAAUGAGUUGAAGAGUGACGUUGAUGAAUUAAAAGACCUGCUAAAGCAGGCAAAACGUAAGAAGGUCCAAGACCUUCUAAGUCUAGAGAUUCGUAAACUAGAAACAGAAGUAAUUGCUCUCAAAGAGAGUUCUAAAGAUGCUGCGCCUAUGGAAGCAGCAUCAGUUCCAACAACAUCGGCUUCAAGUGCUCCUGCACCAAAGAAACGUUACCAAGUCAAAAUAAAUGGAUAUGGUUGGGAUCAAAAUGACAAAUUUAUAAAAGUGUUUGUCACUUUGAAAAAUGUCGAGACUGUGCCAAAGGAAAAUGUAUACUGCAAGUUAACCAACAAAUCUAUGGAAUUACACAUUGACAAUCUGGAUAACAAAGACCACAUCUUGAUCAUAAACAAGUUACUUCACAAUAUCAAUGUCGAGGAUAGCUACUGGAAACAGAAAAAUGACACUGUUAUUGUAUAUUUGGCAAAAGAUAUGCAAUGUGUGAAGUGGUCGCACAUGACAGAAAUUGAGAAGAAAUUUGAUGACCAACGCAGCAACCGAUUCAAAACAGACGAUAAGGAUAAUGUAGACCCACAGGAAUCAAUCAUGAGUCUUAUGAAGAACAUGUAUGAAUCUGGUGAUGAUGAUAUGAAGCGAAUGAUCUCGAAGGCCUGGUAUGAAGGACAACAAAAGAAAAAGUUGGAUACUUUGGAUCUCUAA